This is a messenger RNA of Diorhabda carinulata, 1874 nucleotides long. RefSeq names its product MFS-type transporter SLC18B1-like. The transcript is spliced from 13 exons. The coding region runs from base 107 to 1783 and encodes 558 amino acids. Gene Ontology annotation, molecular function: transmembrane transporter activity. The record is from RefSeq and is a predicted model, not a curated record. Gene Ontology annotation, biological process: transmembrane transport. Lineage: Eukaryota; Metazoa; Arthropoda; Insecta; Coleoptera; Chrysomelidae.
AUCAUAAAGAGGGUACACAUUAUUUCAGAAUUUAUCGUGUCUGGUGAAUGAGUGCUUCCGGUGAUCAUCCAUUUUUUUCAGUCUUGAUGAGAAACUUUAAGGAAAAAUGGAUAAAGAUUUAUUUACCCCAAAAAAAUCUACUCCUAAUGCAGAUAACUAUAGUUCAAGUACUUCUAAAAAAAUUAGUCUAACUCUUCCUAGAAGCAAAUCCAUGUCAUCUGUCUCCCCUGAUGCAUUUACUACUGCAGAAGUUAAAAACAUGCGGGAGAGAUUGCUAAGAUUAAAUCCACGUAUGACAACAUCAACUUUAAGAAACUUGAACAAAUUUCAAAUAAUGACUCUAAUAUCUCUUGCUCUGGUGGAUUUUAUGAGUUUUUGUUCAAUGUCUAUAAUGGCUCCAUUUUUUCCAAAUGAAGCUUAUAAAAAGGGAAUGUCAGACUCAAUGACCGGAUUUGUUUUUAGUUUUUAUGCUCUAGUCAUGUUUUUAUCGUCUCCAGUCUUUGGAAAAAUUCUGCCAAUAUUUGGAGCGAAAUUUUUAUUCAUACUUGGUAUAUUUGUAGCAGCCAUAUGCAAUAUAUUAUUUGGGUUAUUGGAAUAUAUUGAAACAUAUACCCUUUUUACCACUCUAUGCAUAUUAAUAAGAGGAUUCGAGGCUUUAGGUGCCAGCGCUUUUUCCACUGCUAGUUAUAUCUUUGUGGUUAAUUAUUUUCCAAAUAAUAUCGGAUCAGUGAUAGGUAUAUUGGAGACGUUUGUGGGAUUAGGAAUGAGUAUUGGUCCAGCUAUAGGAGGCAUAUUGUAUUCGCUUGGUGGAUUUAGUGUACCUUUUUAUACUUUGGGAAUUGCAAUGGUUAUUAUAGCGUUUAUAAAUAUGUUACUUAUACCAAAUGUCGAAGACUGUGAUACCGUAACGAACAAGACAACAUCUAUGAUUAACUUGAUACAAAUUCCAGCUGUAGUAAUUACAGGACUCGUUGUUGUCGUCGUCUCCAGUGUUUGGGCAUUUUUAGAUCCUACACUAGAGCCACAUUUGAGAGAUUUCAACUUGAGCCCAGAAAAAAUUGGUUUAAUAUUUCUUCUAUUUUCUGCAUUGUAUGGAGUAUCAAGCCCAGCAUGGGGUUGGAUAGCCGAUAAAGUAAGCCACCAUUGGUUUAUGAUGGUUGCUGGAUUAUUUAUGUGCACAUUAGGACUAUUAUUGCUGGGACCAUCUCCUAUUAUUCCAGGAUUAUCUCCAAACUUGUGGCUGGAUUUAGUUGCUUUAUCAAUUCUGGGAGUCUCCGUGGCUUUAGCUCUAAUGCCCACAUUUUUGGGUAUAUUAACUUCUGCCACAAAUGCAGGUUAUCCAGAUUCUUUAGUAACAUAUAGUGUAGUAGCUGGUAUAUGGUCCUGCAUGUAUUCUUUAGGUGAAGUUAUAGGACCAGCACUCGGUGGUUUUCUUUUGGAAAAAUAUGGUUUCCCAAUUAGUUCAACUGUAAUGGCGAUACUCACCUUCUCUUUGGCAAUCUUAACAAGUGUCUUCUUUAUUAUUAAAACUUCAGUUUGUUCUGAGGACGAGAGCAAUCCAGAUAGUGGUAUCAGUGAAUCCUGGAGAAGUUCUAAUAUUAGUUUCUCUAAUGAACUUACUCCACUUCUGUUAUCACCUCUCUCCUCCAAUUUUCAGCACAAUAAGAAGCAGUAUUAUACACAAAAUGAGCGAAGCUGUGAUUUGGAGCUUUACCCUAAUUUAAUGGAACCAAGGUCUGGAUUGUCUGUAACAUAUACAGGAAAAGGCUCAUCUGAAAUUUGAUAUUUAUGUUGAUUUUUAUAUUUUUAUUCAUAUAAUAUUAAUAACUUUCUACUUGAUCAUAUAUAUUGUUUAAAUAAAUGUUUCAAUACCA